CCAACCCCCCACGAACUCGCAUGUGAUCGUGUGAACGGGUGAAGAACAACAACAAACCUACGGCCAAUCAGAGAGCAGAAUUGUCCAGUCUCGUGCUCCCUACUGCAGCAAGAACGGAUAACGGAAACAAACAUGCCCGAAGUUCCAGCAGCGGAGACCGGACCGUCCGUCAAGGCGCCGAGGAAGCGGCCUCUACAGAUCGGAGAAGAUUUCACCGUAAAAAAAAAGUCUCGAUGGGGCAUUCUCACGAGCCAAGGUUCAUGGGCAGACCGCUCACCCCUGCACGAGGCAGCCUGUCAGGGACGACUUCUAGCCCUGAGGACCCUGCUGUCUCAGGGUUACCAUGCCAACAUCAUCACAAUAGACCACGUGACUCCUCUGCAUGAAGCCUGUCUGUCGGACCGGGUGGCCUGCACUAGAGCGCUGCUUCAGGCAGGAGCUAACGUGAAUGCCACUACCAUAGAUGGUGUGACCCCUCUGUUCAACGCCUGCUCGGCUGGCAGUGCCAGCUGUACCCAGGUGCUCCUGGAGCAUGGAGCCCAGGCCCAGGCAUCCCCCUGCCAGCCCUCCCCCAUCCACGAGGCUUCCAGCAGAGGGCGGAGUGCGUGUCUGGAGGCGUUGGUUCGUUGGGAGGCAGAUGUGGAUUACGUAAUCCCUCACCUGGGCACCGCGCUCUACCAGGCCAGCCUCUCUAAACACCUGGUCUGUAUCAAGCUGCUGCUGGAUGCAGGUGCAGACGUCCAGAGGGGUCGUUACGAGGACACGCCCCUCCAUGUGGCGGCUCAGGGAGACAGUGAGGAGCUCGUUUCCCUGCUGCUGGAGUUUGGAGCCAACGCCAACGCCAGGAACACUGAGCAGAAACGACCGUUGGAGACAGCGCCCCCUAGUGGACUGGCAGAGGCAGCGCUACUACAGUUUGAAGCGGCCCCUAGGUCCUUGCGCCAGCUGUGUCGCCUCAGCAUCAGAGAACAGCUAGGACGCCGUAGACUCAACCUCAUCCCUCAACUGCCCCUCCCCAGCCUGCUGCAGCGCUACCUACAGCACCGAUAGACCACACACACACACACACACACUAGCACAUAGAUGUAUAAAUACUGACACACACCCCACAAUAUCCACCCUCUUCACAACACACACACACUAACACAUACAACAAAUUCAAAUGAAUGGGUCGUUAUGAAGCUCUGCGGAAACGGGUAAUGACAUUAAUUUGAAUCAGGUGUGUUGGAGCAGGGAAACAUCUAAAACAUGCAGGACAGCGGCCCUCGAGGACCGGAAUUGGAGAACCCUAUUGUAGAGCGUGGCGUGGCGUUACCAAAUGGUGAUACCUGAUGGUGAUACCUGAUUGCGUUACCUGAUGGUGAUACCCGAUGGCGUUACCUAAUGGUGAUACUUGAUUGCGUUGCCUGAUGGUGAUACCUGAUUGCGUUACCUGAUGGUGAUACCUGAUGGUGAUACCUGAUGGUGAUACCUGAUUGCGUUACCUGAUUGCGUUACCUGAUUGCGUUACCUGAUGGUGAUACCUGAUUGCGUUACCUGAUGGUGAUACCUGAUGGUGAUACCCGAUGGCGUUACCUAAUGGUGAUACCUGAUUGCGUUACCUGAUGGUGAUACCUGAUGGUGUUACCUGAUGGUGAUACCUGAUAGUGAUACCUGAUUGCGUUACCUGAUGGGGAGCAGCCGUGCCGCCCGUCCACACAGCUGUGGGAAAUUGUCUGAAGACUCCAACCAUCCGUGAGGCGCUUGAAAGCUCUGCGGACUUUACGACACACACACAUACAUCAACACACACCACACACACCUUAACACACUUCUCUCCAUAUUUGUUUGUUAUUGUAACAAAAUAAGUGCAUUUACUACUCCGACUGAUCCUCUUCCUUAAUCUCAUCUCUGUCUGUUUGUCACACACACACACACACACACACACACACACACACACACACACACACACACACACACACACCCGGCAGCUCACAAACACAUUGUACAAGAUAGAAUAUUGUUCAAGUCUUAUCGUCAUAUUCUAUGAAUGAUGCUAUGUUUAACUAUUAUUUAUAUAACCCAUCAUGCUGAACAGUAAAAUGUGGAUUGUUGACUCCCAAAUGUACAGUAUUUUUAUUUUGCCAAAAAUUAAACUAAAUCUAAACUGG
Hypomesus transpacificus is the source of this 2150-nucleotide messenger RNA. It is a transcript of the gene asb5b, whose product is annotated as ankyrin repeat and SOCS box containing 5b. Gene Ontology annotation, molecular function: protein binding. Gene Ontology annotation, biological process: positive regulation of protein catabolic process; protein ubiquitination; intracellular signal transduction. The transcript is spliced from 7 exons. The record is from RefSeq and is a predicted model, not a curated record. Bases 133 to 1050 code for a protein of 305 amino acids. NCBI's taxonomy places the organism in Eukaryota, Metazoa, Chordata, Actinopteri, Osmeriformes, Osmeridae.